This is a messenger RNA of Diceros bicornis minor, 327 nucleotides long. RefSeq names its product spindle and kinetochore associated complex subunit 2 (gene SKA2). Lineage: Eukaryota; Metazoa; Chordata; Mammalia; Perissodactyla; Rhinocerotidae. The transcript is spliced from 3 exons. The record is from RefSeq and is a predicted model, not a curated record. The coding region runs from base 41 to 277 and encodes 78 amino acids.
GUAAAGUGAAGCAGAUCUACUGGGUAUUUUCCUUUCCCCCAUGGCCUCCAAGGUGGGUCGGAAUUUGGAGUCGCCGGAAACCCUGGGCGGCGGAGGCCGGACCAGACUCGAGUUCCCUCCUCCUGCACCAAAGGGAGUCGCCGCCGCCUGGUCUCUUUUAACCGCCGCGGGGAAGGGUUCCAGAAAGCUGACUCUGAUCUGGAUUACAUUCAAUACAGGCUGGAAUAUGAAAUCAAGACUAAUCAUCCUGAUUCAGCAGGCGAGUUAUCACCACUGACUGAAGAAGAGAAAACUGCAGCAGAGCAAUUAAAAUCUCACAUGUCAGAU